GAAAAAUCAAGCUAUAUAUGGGCAGCAAAGCACUCAAAUAUGUAUAAAUACAGGUUUAUUUGCAGCUGAAAGUCAUUUAAAAUUGUGUAACGGUAAUAAUAUGAUGCAUGUAAAAGAACAUCCAAUCAAAGACGUGGAUUUAUAUAGAAAACUUUACGCAUCAAAUAAUCAUGCAUUCCUAAUCCAAUAUUAG
Dentiscutata heterogama is the source of this 193-nucleotide messenger RNA. The record is from the annotation of a GenBank genome assembly. Lineage: Eukaryota; Fungi; Glomeromycota; Glomeromycetes; Diversisporales; Gigasporaceae.